AAGCAUCUCAUUGCGCAUGCGUAUUUCACCUAUGGACCGGUUUUGUAGCCUGAUGUAACUCGGAUGAAUUUUACAAAAUUGGUGUUCAGUUGUUCACGACUUAUGCUUACAAUACUGAACUGAGUUUCUCCACUACAGGAAAGCAUUGGAGACAUGAUGCAGGUGUCAUCAGCUCAUCUCCUUGGUUUAGCCAGGACUGCAUCAUCUGUAUCAGUUCCUCUGCAACGGGGCAUUCUCCAUAACAACCUGCUUCAGAGAAUCACCUCCUUGAAAUCUGAUCAUCUCUUCCACUCAACCAGUGCAAUGAGGAAUCCUCUACAUAGAUCCCAUAUUUCACUUUUCAAAGCCAUGACAUCACACCAAGGAUGUGUAAGAACUUCUCAAAGUGCCCUCAAACCCUCGUCUCACUUUGGACAAGGAUGCCGUCUAGCUCACACCUCCAAACCAUUGGGUUGCAUGAGUACCACAUCAAGACUCUCCAGGCCCAAUGAAGGUCAAUAUCUCUUCAGGAACUGUCCACUUUAUGCCACAAGAGGUCUUUGCGUGGCAGAACCGGUGCGUUUCAACAGCUCGCAGAGUAGGAGCCAGACUAGGAGUGCAUGGCGGGAGAGGAAUAAAUCUGUCAUGCUCUAUGUAGUUGCUGGAGCUGUCCUUGUGGUCGGGUUUUCAUAUGCAGCCGUUCCCCUCUACACAGUAUUCUGUCAGGCCACAGGAUUAGGAGGUCAGGCUACUGCAGGUCAUGACACUGAGAAGGUGGAGACCAUGGCUCCAGUGAGAGGUAGAGAGCUCGUGAUCCGAUUCAACGCAGACACUGCUGCCAGCAUGAGAUGGAACUUCAGACCUCAACAGAGUGAAGUCAAGCUUGUCCCUGGUGAGACGGCGCUGGCCUUCUACUCAGCCAUGAACCCUACAGACAAGCCCAUCGUUGGCAUCUCAACGUACAACGUGGUGCCUUUCGACGCAGGACAGUACUUCAACAAGAUUCAAUGCUUCUGCUUUGAGGAACAGCGGCUGAACCCUCAUGAACAGGUGGACAUGCCUGUGUUCUUCUACAUCGAUCCAGACUUUGAUGAAGACCCAAAGAUGGCAAAGGUCAAUAACAUUACUCUGUCAUAUACCUUCUUUGAGUCAAAGGAGGGGCUGGAGCUUCCAGACCCAUGGUCAAGGCCGGAAUGACCAUCAGAAUGAACAUCACAAUGAUUAUCAGAAUCAGCGAUCAUCAAUUAGAAAGACCAUCAGAAAACCAUCAGUUUGACCACCAGAAUGUCAUCAUUAUUAAUGGCCGUUGGACUGGCCGUCAGAGUGACCAUCAAAAUGACCAUCAGAGUGAAUAUCAAAAUGACCACCAGAGUGACCAUCACAAUGACAAUCACAAUGAUAGUCAGAAUGGCUAUCAGGAUUACCAACAAUGAACCACCAGAAUGAUCAACAGAACGUCCACUAGAAUGAUUAUCAGAGUGACCAUCAGAGACUGACCAUGAGAGUGACCAUCAAAAUGACAAUCACAAUGAUAGUCAGAAUGGCUAUCAGAAUGACCACAAUGAACCACCAGAAUGAUCAACAGAACAACCACUAGAAUGAUUAUCAGAGUGACCAUUAGGCUGGCCAUCAAUAACGAAGAUCAAAAUGACAUUUUUUAGAAGAAAAAGUUAAUUUGAUUAUGAAUUAUUGUCAUUAUUCUGUGAUAUUCAGUAAUAUAUAUUAGACACAAAUUGAAUGGGUAUAUAACUCUGGACUUGCCCUGCAAUGCUCCGUCCAUCUUUUCAGUACAUAAUAAAUACAUCUACUGAUAACAGUCUGUUUUCAGAGCCAGAAAGUGUGUCAAUUACGAAGUAUAUGAGUUAACGGCUUAACGCCUUUCUAGCUCCAAACAGGUAUGACGAUAUGACUGUUCAUUCUCAGGUGUUUUUCCAAGGGCAGGUCCACACACGAGAGUCAUCUGGGGCCCGUUUCACAAAGCCUUUUUUCAAUGACAAAUGUCAAAAAUCAGUGACAAAUCUGCUGAUAACCAA
This is a messenger RNA of Strongylocentrotus purpuratus (purple sea urchin), 2012 nucleotides long. RefSeq names its product cytochrome c oxidase assembly protein COX11, mitochondrial. Bases 154 to 1176 code for a protein of 340 amino acids. Gene Ontology annotation, cellular component: mitochondrial inner membrane. The record is from RefSeq and is a predicted model, not a curated record. Gene Ontology annotation, molecular function: copper ion binding. Lineage: Eukaryota; Metazoa; Echinodermata; Echinoidea; Camarodonta; Strongylocentrotidae. The transcript is spliced from 5 exons.